Coniophora puteana RWD-64-598 SS2 is the source of this 1086-nucleotide messenger RNA. RefSeq lists its product as uncharacterized. NCBI's taxonomy places the organism in Eukaryota, Fungi, Basidiomycota, Agaricomycetes, Boletales, Coniophoraceae. The transcript has 7 exons. The coding region runs from base 1 to 1086 and encodes 361 amino acids. The record is from RefSeq and is a predicted model, not a curated record.
AUGUCCCAACAACCAGAUUCACGUCCAUCAACCCCCGCAGACGGUGAUCUCGACCCCUUGGCAAGGUUGAGGGCCAGCCGGAUGUCCUCGUCCUCCAACCUCUCGACAAACUCACGCAACAUGCUGAUCUCCGAGCCCGCUCUAACCCAAGAAGCACCUCUCACCUUCUUUCCUGACGUUCAACUUGACGCCAGUUUCUCUUCCCAAGACAGCUUCACCUUCGGCGGCUCAGCCACUUCAACAGCCACUUCCGCCUCUCCAUGCGACAUUCUGGCCAAUAUCCAGCUCGGAAACACCCUCAAGUCCGGCUUCAAGCUUUCUGCACAGGCCGAGAGGGACUUCGAUGCAUGGUGCAAGAGUCCUACUUAUCAGCACCAGCUCACGCUGUUGUGCCUAUUCAUCCUCUCCAGGGAUCAGGCGGCUCCCCAAGUUGAUCCAGGGCUGUGGAAGCCAUCCAACGCGCUUUUGGUCGACAUCAAGACUUAUGCAAGGGCGUUCGUGCUCUGUCCGUCCGUCUCACACUACCUAGGGAACUCGGCGAAAUAUGUAUUGGAUGCAAUGCGCUCGCUGCGGGUCACCUCGGUGCCUCCCGAGCACGAGAACUUUCAGAUUACCAGCUCCCAAUCUGCCAUCAGCACCAAGCUCACGCAUGUCCGAAGCAGGCUCAAGGGCAUUGUGGGGUCCUGUAGCGAGUUGGGGUCUGAACACGCGAACAUCGCAGACUUUGCGGUGCAAGCUCAAGCGCUUUGCAAAAGGACCAAGAUCACUGUGGCGAUGUAUAUUCGUCUCGCUUUCCUUCGUUGGGUUUAUAACUCGUAUCCCCAGAGUAAAGGCGAUACAUAUUGGCAGAAGGUCGAUGAAUGCUUGAAGGACAUGAGUAAGAAGUGUACUAAUCUGACAUUGAGCCAGGAUAUGAUAGAUAUAUACAACAACGACGUCGAGAAGUACGGCGAUCCCUCAAGUACUUCGCACAACGUCGUCGACAGCCACUCAAUCGAUGAGUGGCAGACGCGCUUGAAUACUUAUGCAGCAAAGGUGCAGCCGGAGACGAAGAGAGGGGCAAAGCGUACGAGGACUAGUACAUGA